Messenger RNA from Capsicum annuum, 1664 nucleotides. RefSeq lists its product as uncharacterized. Lineage: Eukaryota; Viridiplantae; Streptophyta; Magnoliopsida; Solanales; Solanaceae. The transcript has 4 exons. The record is from RefSeq and is a predicted model, not a curated record. Bases 146 to 1495 code for a protein of 449 amino acids.
UAUAUUUUCAUAGGACCCCCACCCACCCCCCCACCCCCUUUCCCCCUUCUUGGAUCCCUCUCCAUUAAUAAAAAGAAAGAAACUACACACACUUUUACAUUCAAGAGUAACAUAGAAAGAAGAAAACUUCUCUCUUUUUUCUCUUAUGAAGAAGAGAACUUUUUCUUCUUCAACAAUAAUUCCUCUAUUUCUUUUCCAUUUUAUUGCUCUCCUUUUGAUGGCCCUCUUAACUUUUUCACCAGAAAAUAACCAAAAAAAUCAACCUACUAAGAGGAGGAAAAAACAACAAAAACAAAACAAAGAGAAACAAAAGCAACCAUCUUCAUGGGAUCAAUUCAAGAACUUGUUGACUUGCAAACAAAUUGAAAACUCAACUGUUCAUGACCCUGCAGCUUCCAAGAAUAAUAAUCCUUCUUCUUCUACUGCUGCUGCUUAUUCCAAGUUGAGUUCUUGUAGUUCCAUAUGUAAUUUCAGGGAUGUUGUACAUGGCAACACAAGGGUGGUACAUAGAGCUGAUAAUUCUCCAGAAAGUAGCAGUUUAGGCCAAGAAACUCGACUUCUAAGCAAGAAUAAAACUUCUCAUCAUGGCCCUUCAUCUUCAAGUUCAAGGUCUCUUGCGAAAUCCAACGGUGGUGGUAGCUCCACGUACACUACUUCUUCCAGAGGAAUGCAAUUUCGUAAGCUAUCUGGAUGUUAUGAGUGUCACAUGAUAGUUGAUCCUAGCAGGUAUCCUUUACCAAGGUCAACUAUAUGUGCAUGUCCUGAAUGUGGAGAAGUUUUCCCAAAAAUUGAAAGCUUGGAACAUCAUCAAGCAGUCAAGCAUGCUGUGUCUGAGUUGGGUCCCGAAGAUUCAAGCCGAAACAUAGUGGAAAUAAUUUUCAAAUCAAGCUGGCUAAAAAAGGACAAUCCAAUCUGCAAGAUCGAACGGAUAUUAAAAGUCUAUAACACCAAACGCACAAUCCAACGGUUCGAGGACUGUAGGGACGCGGUGAAGAUACAUGCAGUCGCCACAGGCAAGAAAAACCCAAGAUGCGCCGCUGAUGGAAAUGAGCUACUUAGAUUUUACUGCACGAGCCUUACUUGCUCCCUUGGGGCACGUGGCUCGUCCAGCUUGUGUGGCUCCGUACCUGGUUGCGGAGUCUGCACUACCAUACGCCACGGCUUUCAAGGAAACAAAAUCAGUGGGGUCCGCACCACUGCUAGUAGUGGGCGGGCCCACGAUUGUCUAGGGAGUGGCACCGCCCGACGUAGGGCGAUGAUAGUGUGUCGUGUCAUUGCCGGGAGAGUCAAGCAAACAAAGGAUGUGGUGACUUCCCCAACUAUGGAGGAGGAGAAUUGCUCGACCUCUGACUCUGGUUCUGGUUCUGGCUCGACUGCUUACGAUUCUGUAGCUGGGUACGCGGGAAUCUACUCGAAUCUCGAGGAAUUAUACGUAUUUAAUCCAAGGGCAAUACUUCCAUGCUUUGUCGUGAUAUACGAAGCUUUGGAAUCUUAGGUUUUGUUAAUUACUUUUUUUUUUUCUAUUUGUACUUGAGUUGUUUGUACGGUUUAGUUUGUUGUCUCUUUUUUGUUGUGUCCUUUAAUGUUAUGUAACUAAUUUAGGGUUGGUUAAAAAUUUUAACACCCGUGAGGUAAUGCUGAUCCAACUAUGAUUUUUGUACAUA